Messenger RNA from Capsella rubella, 1647 nucleotides. Its product is annotated as probable pectate lyase 18. Lineage: Eukaryota; Viridiplantae; Streptophyta; Magnoliopsida; Brassicales; Brassicaceae. Gene Ontology annotation, molecular function: pectate lyase activity. The transcript has 3 exons. The record is from RefSeq and is a predicted model, not a curated record. The coding region runs from base 114 to 1343 and encodes 409 amino acids.
UCACAACUUAUUUCCUUUGUCUUCCUUUAGCUUCCCUCUUCUCUCACCAGAAUCCGAGAGAGAGAGACUCUGUACUCUAAUCUGAGAAAGUGAGAGAGAGAAGAGAGAAAAAAAUGGAAAUGCAGACGAAGAAGCUCUUUAUCAUCACCAUUGUCUCCUUUCUUCUCUAUGCGCCAUUGUUCUUAUCUUCACCAGUUCCAGACCCUGAAUCUGUUGUUGAAGAAGUUCACAAGAGCAUUAAUGCGUCGGUUGCUGGAAGAAGGAAGUUGGGUUAUCUCUCAUGUACCACCGGUAACCCAAUCGACGACUGUUGGCGCUGUGACCCUCACUGGGAGCAACACCGUCAACGUCUCGCCGACUGCGCCAUUGGGUUCGGCAAAAACGCUAUCGGCGGCCGUGACGGUCGGAUCUACGUGGUCACCGACUCAGGAGACGACAACCCAGUCAGCCCCAAACCCGGAACUUUGAGACACGCCGUGAUCCAAGACGAGCCACUCUGGAUCAUCUUCCAGCGAGACAUGACGAUUCGGCUCAAAGAAGAGCUCAUCAUGAACUCUUUCAAGACCAUCGACGGUCGUGGCGCCUCCGUACACAUCUCUGGCGGGCCUUGUAUCACGAUCCAGUACGUGACCAACAUUAUCAUCCAUGGGAUCCAUAUCCAUGACUGUAAGCAAGGUGGGAACGCUAUGGUGCGGAGCUCUCCAAGGCACUUCGGGUGGAGAACCAUAUCGGACGGUGACGGUGUCUCUAUCUUUGGAGGGAGCCAUGUUUGGGUAGACCACUGCUCGCUCUCUAACUGUGAAGACGGGCUCAUUGAUGCUAUUAUGGGAUCGACGGCUAUAACUUUGUCUAACAAUCAUAUGACACAUCAUGAUAAAGUCAUGUUGCUUGGUCACAGUGAUACUUACACUCGUGACAAGAAUAUGCAAAUCACCAUUGCUUUUAACCAUUUUGGUGAAGGCCUUGUCCAAAGAAUGCCCAGGUGUAGACAUGGGUACUUCCAUGUGGUGAACAAUGACUACACACAUUGGGAGAUGUAUGCGAUUGGAGGAAGUGCUAAUCCUACAAUCAAUAGUCAAGGGAACAGAUUCUUGGCCCCAAACAUCAGAUUCAGCAAAGAAGUGACAAAGCACGAGGACGCGCCUGAGAGCGAGUGGAAGAGGUGGAACUGGAGAUCUUCCGGAGAUUUGUUGCUAAACGGUGCGUUUUUCACUCCCUCAGGUGGUGCAGCCUCGUCUAGCUAUGCAAAGGCCUCGAGCCUUGGGGCUAAACCGUCUUCACUCGUUGGACCAUUGACGUCUGGGUCUGGUGCACUGAACUGCCGUAAGGGUUCCCGUUGCUGAUUGUGGCUUACUUGGUCAACACUUUUACCCAAAUUAUAUAUAGGAAAAGGCAAUUAAAAAGCCACCACCAAUUAAGGGGGAUGAUUAAUACGAUCUUUUUACCCCCCUUUUUUUAGUUUUUACUUUUUUUCAAUUCGGGUAAAAUUGUAAGGAGAAUACAACCUCUGGCUUACUCUGCUCUUUAGGACUCUUCUUAAGGAUUCUCUGUUUUAAGGAAUCUGUUAAUUAGGUUAAAAGUGUGGGAACAAGUGCAGAUGUGUUGAUCUUUGAUAUUAAUAUAAAUAUGAUUUGUCUUUUACUUCUA